UCUUUUGUUAUUUUUUGAAGUCUAUUUCUCUUUUCACUGUCUCUCGCAAUCUCCGACUCUCUCCUUCUUAUUUCGUCGCCGUCGCUACUCUUUCUCGUCGGUGGUAUAGUGUCAACUUUCAAGGAAGAUGGCUAGUGGUAGCCUGAAGAGCCUUAUAUCUUCAGCAGUGGGUCGAGGUGUGACCGAAGCAAGAGCAAGGAUUUUCGGACAUAUGCUUAACCCAACGGGACAGAGAUCUCCUCAUAAGAUAUUAAGGAAGAAGCUUAUUGGUGAUAAGGUUGCAGAAUGGUAUCCAUACGACAUCAAGAAUGAGGAUCCCAAUGUCUUGGCUAGAGAAGAAAAAGAGCGGAUAUCGAAGCUUGAGAUGUUGAAACGUCGUGACAAAGGACCACCAAAGAAGGGUCAUGGAAAACGUGCUGCGAAGCGUAACAAGUAGAAGUAAUAACCAUAGCUACAAAAAAUUCUCUGCACUCUUAGAGUCAAACUCUUCUGGUUGAAUCAGAUAGAACUUAUAAGUGAAAAUUUCUCCUACUUAAAACUGAAUUGGUUUCCAAUGAUGUUACUAUGUUGAGACAUAGUUGAAAGCUAUUUGCUUCCCUUUUGACUAAAAAUGUCAAUGGCUUUUGUUUCUCUUCUCUUACUCUUUUAGUCUUUAGAGUUUUUUGAGAUUAAUAUUGGUGAGAUGUUUGUACUUUUUUGAUCUAGUUUUUCUUAUCUCGUGAUAGAUUUCAAAUCCUCUUUGUCAGUCUUUGAUGUUGGAUUGAAAGUGAAUUUAUAGAUUUUUACCUUUUCGAA
This is a messenger RNA of Arabidopsis thaliana (thale cress), 795 nucleotides long. RefSeq names its product 37S ribosomal protein S27. Bases 128 to 436 code for a protein of 102 amino acids. The transcript has 3 exons. The record is from RefSeq and is marked reviewed. NCBI's taxonomy places the organism in Eukaryota, Viridiplantae, Streptophyta, Magnoliopsida, Brassicales, Brassicaceae. Gene Ontology annotation, cellular component: mitochondrion.